AUGGCUAACGACUUUGGUAGAGCUGGGGUCAAGACCCCUAAAGGUCUCAAGGCCGCCAAUGUAAGGACCAACAGGGCCGACAAAAAAACUUCGGUUGGAGAAACAAGAGGCUUGUCCUCAACAGCUAAGAAAAGGAAAAAGAAAAGGAUCGUGUAUGAACACCCACUGGCGAAAGCAUUCAAUGACUCACUCUCAAAGACAACGUCGCAUGUUUCGACGAAACUAUCAAAAAAACUUAUGGAUAACCUACAAAUGGCACUUUCCCAGAUAGGAGCGACUACAGCUCGAAGCCAAAUGUACCUGGUGGAGGCUUCAGAACUAAAAUCAAGACUCUUUACCUCCACUCCCCUUCUGUCGACAGAAUUUGAAGAGAGGGUUGAAAAAUUCCAACUACUGGUCAAGAAAAAGACAGAUUUAUUAGAUAUUCUCUGCGCAAAUUGGACGGAAUGCGUAAGUGAGAUUGUAAACCUAGGUAUUGAGGAAGGUGCCUUGAAACACAGGGGGGAAGAAAACAAUAUUCAAAAGGCAGACAGUGAUUCACUACAGGGGGGGCAAACGCAACGCUCCGGUGACGCCAAAGACGAUGAAGAAUUCGAUCACCUCCUUCGAGAUAUCAAGGCGGUGAAUAAGGUAUGGACUAAGAAGAUGGAGGACAGUGAGAAGAAAAUCGCCGACGAGUUAUUGAAUUUCUUUGAGAAGGCUUGA
This is a messenger RNA of Morchella importuna, 705 nucleotides long. RefSeq lists its product as uncharacterized. The transcript is spliced from 6 exons. Bases 1 to 705 code for a protein of 234 amino acids. NCBI's taxonomy places the organism in Eukaryota, Fungi, Ascomycota, Pezizomycetes, Pezizales, Morchellaceae. The record is from RefSeq and is a predicted model, not a curated record.